AUCUGUACUAACUUCGUAGUGAUCAUCAUCCUCAGUAAUUGGCUAGCUCAUGUUGGAUAGUCUAUAUAUACGGUAUACCGUAUAUUCGUUUACUUUCUUCCCAAUUUCAUGCUAGUGGACUCUAUAUAUCCAAACUGGUUUUCGUUUGGUUAUUUGCUCAAAUAUCUGAUAUGGGAUGUGCAUGGAGUGAACCAGCUAAAGUUCAGCAGGAUAAGAGUAGGGCUAUAGAGAAGCAAAUAAGACACGAUGCAGAAAAAUCAAUGAAAGAGGUCAAGUUACUUCUUCUUGGUGCUGGUGAGUGUGGGAAGUCGACAGUUUUAAAACAGAUGAAAAUAAUCCAUGGUGAAGGUUACAGAGAAGAAGAGAGAAAAGAGUACAAACCCAUCAUUUUCGCCAACACCCUUCAGUCGAUGAUAAAAAUUCUAAAAGCAAUGGAGACACUGGAUAUAACGGCGGAUGGUUUCGACCAAGCAGAUGAGUUAAAGCACCUAAACGGAUAUUUACCUACAGUUGAAGAAGGAGAUUUUCCUGAGGAUUUAUCAAAACUUUUACUAAAACUAUGGAACAACACAAGUGUGCAGAAAUGUUUCGCACGUUCCAAGGAAUACCAACUGAAUGAUUCCGCAGGCUACUACCUCAGUUCUAUUGAUAGAAUAUCUGCUCCUGAUUACUUGCCAACUGAACAAGAUGUAUUGAGAUCUAGGGUGAAGACAACAGGUAUAGUCGAAACGAACUUCCGGUUCAAGGAUCUAGACUUUAAGGUUUUCGAUGUCGGUGGACAACGUGCUGAACGUAAAAAAUGGUUACAUUGUUUUGAAGGUGUUACCGCUAUAUUAUUUAUAGUUGCUAUGUCAGAAUAUGAUUUAAAAUUAGCUGAAGAUCAAACUACUAAUAGAAUGCAUGAAUCCUUACAAUUAUUUGAUUCAAUAUGUAAUAGUCAAUGGUUUGUUGAAACAAGUAUAAUUCUAUUUUUAAAUAAAAAAGAUUUAUUUAAUGAAAAAAUACAAAAAUCUCCAUUAACAAUAUGUUUCCCUGAAUAUACCGGAGAACAAAUUUAUGAAGAAGCAUCAAAUUAUAUAAGAGAAAAAUUUGAAGAUGUUAAUCGUAGAAAAACAACUAAAACAAUUUAUACACAUUUUACAUGUGCUACUGAUAAUAAUAAUAUACGUGUUGUAUUUGAUGCUGUAAUUGAUGUCAUUAUUAAAUCUAAUUUAAAAGAUUGUGGUCUAUUUUAAUAAUUCAUUAUACUACUGAUUAAUAAAAUUGAAAUCAGUAGUGUAUACAAUUUAGUUUUAAAUAGUUCAUGAAAUAUUGAAUAAUGAAUUCAAUAAAACAUCACCACCAUCACCACAACAACAACAACCGCCACCACCGCCACCACCACCACCAUCACUAUCACUACCAACAACAUACACACACACACACACGGAUGCACACCUACACAUAUGCAAUGUAUACAUAUCAAAAUAGAAUCGAUUUAAACACGUGUAUGUGUGUGUAUGGGGAGGGAGAACAUACACAAAAUGUUUUUCUUUUUUUUUGUUUGUUUUUUUUUAAAAGAGAAAAAAAACACAAACAAAGAUUGUUCAUUUGUAUUUAUAAAGCAGGGGGGAAAAAGAUGCCAAUUUGGCUAAUUCAUUUAAUCAUUUUCUUUUUUCUUUUCUUUCCUUUCUUUCUUUUCUUUACGUUACCUUAGCUUGACUCUUAAUCUCUUUGGCAAACUUUUUUCUUUUCUUUUCUUGUUAUUAUUAAGAUUUUAUAAUG
Schistosoma bovis is the source of this 1764-nucleotide messenger RNA. NCBI's taxonomy places the organism in Eukaryota, Metazoa, Platyhelminthes, Trematoda, Strigeidida, Schistosomatidae. The record is from the annotation of a GenBank genome assembly.